Messenger RNA from Lachnellula hyalina, 723 nucleotides. It is a transcript of the gene vma-8, whose product is annotated as V-type proton ATPase subunit D. The transcript has 6 exons. NCBI's taxonomy places the organism in Eukaryota, Fungi, Ascomycota, Leotiomycetes, Helotiales, Lachnaceae. Gene Ontology annotation, biological process: vacuolar acidification. Gene Ontology annotation, cellular component: vacuolar proton-transporting V-type ATPase complex; fungal-type vacuole membrane. Bases 1 to 723 code for a protein of 240 amino acids. Gene Ontology annotation, molecular function: proton-transporting ATPase activity, rotational mechanism. The record is from RefSeq and is a predicted model, not a curated record.
AUGUCCGGAGCUGGGAAUCGAGAGGCUGUCUUCCCGACCCGUCAAUCCUUGGGAUUGAUGAAGUCGAAGCUCAAGGGAGCCCAGACUGGUCACGAUCUGCUGAAGAGAAAGAGUGAAGCUCUCACUAAACGGAUCGACGAAGCAAAACGUAAGAUGGGCAGAGUGAUGCAAAUUGCAGCAUUCUCGUUGGCAGAAGUCACCUAUGCAGUGGGAGGAGAUAUCGGAUACCAGGUGCAAGAGUCCGCGAAGUCAGCCCGAUUUCGAGUACGAACGAAGCAAGAGAAUGUUUCUGGUGUAUUUCUACCAGCUUUCGAAAGCUAUACUACGGACGGAAACAACGACUUUGGCUUGACUGGUCUAGGAAAAGGUGGACAGCAGGUACAGAGAUGUCGAGAGACGUAUGCGAGGGCUGUGGAGACUUUGGUCGAGCUUGCGAGUUUGCAGACUGCGUUCGUCAUUUUGGACGAGGUUAUCAAGGUGGUUAACAGGAGAGACAUCAACUCCGAGUUGGAUGAGCUGGACAGAGAAGAGUUUUUCCGUCUAAAGAAGGUCCAGAAUAAGAAGCAAAGAGAUACGGCUGCCCAAGAUGCCGAAAUGAGAGUGAAGAGAGAAGCCGCAGAAAAAGCAGAGGCAGCGAGCGGAGCUACCAGUAGUGACAAGGAGAACGAAUCCGGCACGGGUGAUAUCUUGGGCGAGUCAGAAGAUGCAGAUGUCAUUUUCUAA